Molecule: messenger RNA, 525 nt
Organism: Dermacentor silvarum
Lineage: Eukaryota; Metazoa; Arthropoda; Arachnida; Ixodida; Ixodidae
Product: isocitrate dehydrogenase [NADP] cytoplasmic-like
Exons: 2
Coding region: 1-525 (174 amino acids)
Biological process (GO): isocitrate metabolic process
Cellular component (GO): cytosol; peroxisome; mitochondrion
Molecular function (GO): isocitrate dehydrogenase (NADP+) activity
Source: RefSeq, a predicted model, not a curated record
AUGCGGGGUGACGACAUGGCGCGCGUCGUCUCGGACCUGAUCCGGGAGAGGCUUAUCGAGCCGUACGUGGACGCCGACCUGAGGUCUUUCGAUCUGUCAAUCGAACAUCGCAACCAGACCAAUGACACGGUCACCCUGGAUGCCGCCCAGGCGCUCAAGGUACACAACGUGCGCGGCGUCAAGUGCGCCACCCUCACGGCCGAGAAAGACGUUCUCGAGAAGUACCACUUCAAGCGCACGUGGAUGUCACCCAACGGCGUCAUUGGCAACGCCCUCGGUGGUGACGUGUUCCGGAAGCCCAUCGCCUGCCGCAACAUCCCUCCGCUCGUGAAGCAGUGGCGCAGGCCCAUCAUCAUCGCGCGCCACGCGUUCGGCGACCAGUACAAGGGCCAGGACUACGUGGCCCCCGGAUCAGGCACGCUCCAGAACAAGUACUCGCCUACCAUGGGAGCUCCCUACAACAAUCACCGCCGACAGGUGGCUUGUUCCUCGUUCGCGUACGACCUAUUUUUUGCAGUCUCUUAG